Molecule: messenger RNA, 1485 nt
Organism: Auanema sp. JU1783
Lineage: Eukaryota; Metazoa; Nematoda; Chromadorea; Rhabditida; Rhabditidae
Source: the annotation of a GenBank genome assembly
AUGCGCCUGAUAGCCACUGCAGUGAAUGGCAAUGGAAGUCAGGUCAGUUUUCAGAUUUUGGAGAAAUUACAUUUAUCAUCAGCUGUCUCUCAUUAUGUGAUGAUAUCAAGUGCUGCCAUCUUAGCCUCUUUUACUAUUCUAGCUAACUUAUGUACAAUAGUUUUACUAUUACGUUAUCGACCCAUGCAGAAAUCUAUCUCAAACCUUUAUAUUCUGAGUUUGAGCUGCGCCGAUGUAGCCAUAGGACUUUUAAUUCUCGUCUUAGUUGUAGCAAAUCUAUUUUCACCCAGUUCAUUACCAACUUGGUUGUGUGAUUGCUGGCAGAUCGCAGACUUCGUUUUAUCAACUGUUAGUUUGAAUUCAAUCUGUGCCAUAGCCUUCGAUCGUGUUUGGAACUUGGAGAAGCCACUCAGAGUUUUCAAACGGAGUCGCCGAUUAGCUCGUCGGUUAAUUCUAUUAAUUUGGAUAGCUCCUGUAACAAUUUGGAUGCUUUAUUAUCAGUUUCUGACAGACCAUUCAUCGAAAUGGACUUUAUAUGGAAUGCCAGGAUGUACAUCAGAGUAUGAGCAUCCAUUGCUUGUUCCUAUAGUGGCCAUUCCGACCCUCUAUUUACCAGCUAUAGCAUUGGUAGGAAUGUUUAUAAGAAUUUCGGUUGUAGUGCAUGGCCAUCUGUCAUUUCUAAGAGAUCAUUCCAAUAAUCCUUUGGGACCAAAUUCGGGCAGAUGCUCUAAAGAAGGUACACCUUAUACUCGGACUCCUGAGCCAACAAAGAAGUUCUCGGACUCGAGUGUCACAUCAGGCUAUACGUCAAUGAAAUCUCCCAGGUCUCAGUCUCCUCGUUAUCAGAGAGUAGAAUUAACACCUUUGACAGAAGAAAAAAGCAGUGGUCGUGAGAGAAGUCAAUCAGAACAGUUACCUGGGCGUAUAGAUCAGUUUGAUAUUGACAGUUCCAACCAUUUGAGAGUUAAGAGCACAGCCUCGAAUCCCACGAGAAAAGAAUCAAUUCGUGCUAGACAGAUGCUUUUGAAUCAGCGAGGAGAUAAUCUGCUUGUACCAACAUCUCGAAUGCCAUUUCAACGAAGUUCGUUCCGGCGACUUUCGGUUUUGAGUAGGACAGGCUCCCGUCGAUUUUCGGUGAUUGCAAUUCCGAGCAACUUGGCAGAUCUUCUACAACGAGAAGGUGUUUCUCAGCAGGUCCGAGCUGCAAAAGCUGUGGCGUUGAUAUUAUUCUGUUUUUUGCUAUGUUGGUUACCAUUUUUACUACUAUGGCCAAUUAAGCUGUAUUGUAGAAGUUGUGUAAGCGAUAAUAUGUACUCAAUAGCCAUUUGGUUGAAUUACUUCUGCUCAACCCUAAACCCACUUCUAUACACUUUGUCCAGCCCUCGUGUCAGAAUUGUCUUAUCCACAUAUUCUUCACUCUUUUGCUUGGAUACCAGAAGGAAGAUGAAACAAAGUUAUUGCAAUAAGAGUGCCACCUUUGUAUGA